This is a messenger RNA of Nanorana parkeri, 687 nucleotides long. Its product is annotated as C-factor-like. The transcript is spliced from 6 exons. The record is from RefSeq and is a predicted model, not a curated record. The coding region runs from base 1 to 687 and encodes 228 amino acids. NCBI's taxonomy places the organism in Eukaryota, Metazoa, Chordata, Amphibia, Anura, Dicroglossidae.
AUGACUUGCCUACGUGUCAAAGAAGAAUUCGAGAGUCAGAUCACACCACGCCAUGUCAACGGCGGUUGCCCCUAUGAUGUCUCAAAGGAAAAAGGUGUGGAGAAAAGGGGGAGAGUGCCUAAGUGCAGUAAAAAAAAAAUCUUUUUCCACGACCAAGAAAACACUUACGAGAUCGUAGAGAUAAAACCACAUAUAAACAAUGCAGGAAUUGCCUUAUUUCACUUGCUGCAUGAAGCCACAGCAGAAGACAUGAUGGAAAUGUAUAAAACCAAUGCAAUUGGACCAAUGCUGGUUACUAAGGCAUUUUUUCCUUUGCUAAAGAAAGCCGCCCAGGAAAGUCCGAAUGAAGUCAAGAGCUGCAGCAGGGCUGCUGUGAUAAACAUAUCGAGUGGUGCAGGAUCUAUAGAAAGAAUACCACUUGAAUUCUCCGUACAACCUCUUUUUGAAUACCGCUGCAGCAAGGCUGCACUAAACAUGUUAACACGGUGCCAGGCUGAGGCCUAUAAAACAGAUGGGAUUAUUGCUGUGGCAGUUGCUCCUGGCUGGGUUCAAACAGACAUGGGUGGACCAAAGGCUCACCUGAAGCUACAUGAGAGUGUGGGUGGUAUGAUGAACAUGUUCGACACCCUAACUGAAAAACAUAAUGGAGUGUUUCUAAACUGGAGAGGACAGACUCUACCAUGGUGA